GCUUAGCUAAACCUCCUUCCAACUCUUCUUUCCCAUCUUGUUUCAUAAAACCCUGACUGACUCAUCAACUCUAUCACUAAGCUGGAAUUAUUAUCAUGGCACCAUCUCAAACCUUCCCAACUUCCAACUUCCAACUUCCUCUACGCAUCAAGCCUAAAACCUAAGUCCAAGACUGUGAGUCUCGGACCAAUAUUGAUUCCAAAGUCUUACCAUGUGCUCAACCAUCCUCUUCACCUACCACUGCGGUUGCACUCAUACCACCACCUUCGAAUGUCCCGACACCGCAUCUACUUUCUCCAAUCUCACCAACGCCAAUACCACCAACACCACCACGGACCCUUCGCGCUCCAGACAAACCCAUCCUACUUCUCGCCUCCUCCUCCUCCGCGAUCACCAUCGCGGCCGCCGUCGCCGCCAGCGAUGCCACGGCACCGGGAACGCACCCACCGUCACCCCGUUGGACGAGGACUGCUACGACUGCGCGCAGAAGCAGAAGCAGGAAGAGGAAGAGACUAGACGACGUGCUGCUGCUGCUGCUUCUUCACUUAGCGAUGUCGAUGUCGAUGUUUCUUUUUCUUCCCCUUCUUCUUUAUCUUCUUCUUCUUCUCCCCUAUCGCUAUCGCUGUCGAGAGACGAUACGGACACGGAAGCAGCAGAGUCGGAAUCAGAAUGGGAACCAGGACUAGACGACACGCCAACCCCGAUGUCGUCGUCCUCGUCGUCGGUACCGUCGACGACGCGCACCGCAUCAUCGCUCAUAGACGACGAGGCCGUUCUCAAGGAGCGCGAUCCAAACCUGCCCUCCAAAUGCCCGCUCAUCUCCUCCGUGUGGGACCUCGACUUGGACUUGCGUAUGCAGUUGAUGAUGGAUUUGGAUCUGCUCGAGAUGCACGGUGGCUUGUAAGCUGGUUGAGCUUUGAAUGAAGGUUGUGUUUGUCCUAUGGAGAUGUGGAUCAAACUAGGAAAAGAAAAAAGAAAAAAAAAAAAA
Molecule: messenger RNA, 988 nt
Organism: Daldinia caldariorum
Lineage: Eukaryota; Fungi; Ascomycota; Sordariomycetes; Xylariales; Hypoxylaceae
Exons: 1
Coding region: 212-904 (230 amino acids)
Source: RefSeq, a predicted model, not a curated record